This is a messenger RNA of Leptidea sinapis, 1665 nucleotides long. Its product is annotated as ornithine decarboxylase 2-like. The coding region runs from base 144 to 1103 and encodes 319 amino acids. NCBI's taxonomy places the organism in Eukaryota, Metazoa, Arthropoda, Insecta, Lepidoptera, Pieridae. The transcript has 10 exons. Gene Ontology annotation, cellular component: cytoplasm. The record is from RefSeq and is a predicted model, not a curated record. Gene Ontology annotation, molecular function: ornithine decarboxylase activity.
UCGAUUGACAAUAUACCGUUACAUUAUAAUAUCUCUAGUGAAAUUGAAAUAUCACGGAUUUGACAAUAUAUAAGCGACAUAUACACAUCAAAAUUGAUAUGUGCUAAAACGCUAAUGUAACUUUAAGUAUAUUUUAGGACAAAAUGUUGGAAUCGAGAAAAGUUUUUGUAUUAAAAGAAGAAUCUUCUGAAGAUGUGGCAAGAGCGAUGAUUGAAGGUGGAGGUCAAAAAGAAUCAUUCUUUUUACUGGAUCUUGACGAAGUGUAUCACCGCAUACAAUAUUUUAAGUCUCGUUUGCCAAGGGUGCAAAUAUUUUAUGCAAUGAAGGCUAAUGACUCCGAACAAAUAUUGAAAAUGGCAGUUUAUACCGGGCUUGGUUUCGAUUGCGCUUCGCCUGGUGAAAUUGAUAAAGUACUUCAGCUCAACGUUAACCCAUUAAGUAUUAUAUUUGCUGUUCCAACGAAACCCACACACUGGAUGACGUAUGCGAGAGACGUUGGUGUGAGACACACUACCUUUGAUACCUCGUACGAGUUGAAGAAGAUAAAGCAAUAUUGGUGUGAUGCGCAGUUGUUAAUCAGAAUAAAAGUCGAGGGAGACAGCAUUUACAAACUCGGUGACAAAUUUGGAUGUGAUUUUGAAACUGAAGCGAUUCAUCUUCUUGAUGAGGCUGCAGCUCUUAAUUUAAAGGUUGUGGGUGUGGCUUUUCACGUGGGUAGUGGUUGUUCUUCCGCUGACAGCCAUAUAAUAGGGCUUCAAAGAGCGAAAGCAUUGUUCGACCACGAAGAAAAAGCGGGGAGGAAAAUGAAUAUUGUUGAUAUUGGGGGUGGCUUCUUGGGUGACAGAAGAGACAGAAUUGAUCAGGUAUCUACACUCGUAAAUGACGCAUUAAAGAAGCUAUUUCCGGAUCCAAAUAUUCAAAUUAUCGCUGAGCCAGGCCGCUAUAUAUGUGAAUCCUCCAUGGAUCUCUACAGCAGCAUCAGUAAUGUUCGAAGGAUAAUGAAGGAAGAGCAAAGGGUGAAUAUGAUUUAUAUGAAUGAUGGAUUUUUUGGCUCUUUGAGAUUCAGUGAUCCAUGGCACAGAGUGAAGAGAUUUGAGGUGUAAACCUCACUACUGUUGAACACACAAUCACGAACACACGUCACUACUGUUGUUAUCACAAUUGUUGACUUGCUGAUGAUAAUUGGAUCAUCGAAAGAAAACUGCAACAUAGCAGCAGCAAUAGCAGUACUUGAAGGCGAUUAUGAAAGCAUUCCACGAGCUGCGUAACGAUGUCCCUGUGAUGUCCGUACCACGAAAACUGAUUGUAAAGGAAAUCUACCAGAGACAACGAUAAUCUGGGGACCAAGUUGUGACUCAACAGACCGUGUUAUGGAAAACUUGGAUAUCAAGCUCCCGCUGUGUUCGCCAUUAGAUUGGCUAGUUUUUCCGAUUCGAGGCGCCUACAGCUUUGGAUUGGCGUCUGAUUUCUCGUGCUUACAGAAAUCUUUGAUAAGAUCAGUCAUCUCCAGUGACUUAUGGAACAAGAUAAAAGGCCACGCAGUAUACAAAUCCAACGAAUUUGUUGAAAAUCCUGUGUUGUCCGAGCCUCUUCCAUCGACGUGGCCACCACUGUAUCACGCUGAAUGGCAUUUCAAUAAUAAUACAUUAAAAAGUUAAUGAUAAA